This is a messenger RNA of Triticum aestivum (bread wheat), 951 nucleotides long. RefSeq lists its product as uncharacterized. The record is from RefSeq and is a predicted model, not a curated record. Gene Ontology annotation, biological process: intracellular protein transport; SNARE complex disassembly. The transcript is spliced from 2 exons. Gene Ontology annotation, cellular component: vacuolar membrane; SNARE complex. Lineage: Eukaryota; Viridiplantae; Streptophyta; Magnoliopsida; Poales; Poaceae. Gene Ontology annotation, molecular function: syntaxin binding; soluble NSF attachment protein activity. Bases 55 to 951 code for a protein of 298 amino acids.
CAACCCUAACCCGAUCGAUCUCAACGCCGAAAGUCUGGGCUCACCGCCGCCGUGAUGGUCCACUCGAGCUGCCACGUCGUCGGAACGAUAACGUCGCUGUUUCGCCGCUACUACAACCGCCGGCGCGGAUACAAGCCGAUCCCGCGGUGUGACGCGGAGGAGCAGCAAGCCGAAAUGGUGCAGGGCGGGUGCAAAAGCGUGCUUUUCGAGUUUCGCCGCUACUACAACCGCCGGCGCGGCUACAAGCUGAUCCCGCGUUGCGACGCGGAGGAGGAGGAGGAAGCCGAAAAGGCACAGGACGGGAGCAAAAGCGUGCUGUGCGAGGGGUGCAAGAAGGUGCCGGUGGAGUGCGAGGAAGAGCGGGAUGGGGAGGGCCCGGAGGGGUGCGGCGACCGGCUCAUGGCCCGGUGCUGGUUGGAGAUGCGGAGCGGGACGAGCUUCGCCGGCUGGAAGGACUUGGCUGACGCGUCCUACAUGUACACCCGAGCCGGAAGCUGGAGAAAAGCGAUACAGGCAUACGGCGAGUUAGCCGCCUAUUCUCUCAGGAGAGGAAGCGAGCUGAGCGCGGGGUCGGCGCUGCUCCGUUCGGCGAAAUGCUACGCCGAGAUCGAGGAGAAAAGCGAGGAGGACGUCGCCGCCAUGAAGCUCGCGCUGGAGGAGGCCCUCGCGCUGUUCGUCAAGAACGGCGACCAGCGGCUGGCCGCCACGGCCUGCUCCGACCUGGCCGAGUUCCACCUGGACCGUAACGACCUCCCGGACGCGCUGCUCUUCUACGAGCGCCGCCGAGUACUACGGCACCGCCAACCGGCGCUUCAACCGCUUCUGCAGGUUCAGAGCUCAGCUUGUCACCUACCUGCUGGCCAACGAAGAGGCGCUUCGCGCCAAUGGAGCGCUGCCCAUUCGCGACUACAAAAGGAAGUGCGUCGGAUACAUGAAGCCCAGCGAUCCUGA